AUGUCCGACGGGCAUGCGAAUUCUGCUUCAGUCCUGCCACGCAUAUCAUGGCGUGAGAGGCUUGGUCGAAUGGUGCCGACCAUGAAGUACGUCCGUCUGUUUCAUGGCAUGGAGCCGAAGGAGUGGAUGUGCCUACUAGUCGGCAUCAUAGCCGCCAUUGCAGCAGGCGUACCACUUCCGCUUAUUGGCUUGCUGUUUGGUAAGAUGGUGAAUGGAUUCAAUGAGCAGGCAUGUGCGAAUCGGAGCGGCAUGCCAACGGAUCCUGCUCAACGAGACGACUUUCUCGACCAGGUUAGCACGCACGUUGUCCAAAUCAUUAUCGUGGCUGCCGUCAACUUUGCUCUUAUUUGGAUCUACACGUGCAGCUGGUCGCUUCUGGGAGAAAGAAUCGCUCGUCGUCUGCGUGAGCGCUACGUUCGUGCUGUACUCUCGCAGAACAUGGCGUUUUUCGACACACUCUCGCCUGGCGACAUUAGCACGCACCUAAGUGAGAAUCUGAUUUUGGUACAAAAUGGCACUAGUGAAAAAGUCGGCAUCUUUUUAUCGUCCAUCUCGUACUUUGUCACGAGUUAUAUCAUUGCGUUUAUCUUACUGCCGGAGCUGGCCGGAGAGUUGGUGUCGUUAGUGCCCGCGUUCUUGAUCGUGUCACUGGCGGGUGCCCAUUUUGUGUCGCGGUUCUCGGCGCAGAUGUCGAAUCAUCUAGGUGACGCAUCUAACAUCGCGGCCGAGUCACUCAGUAAUGUGCGUGCCGUCCACGCAUUCGAGGCUCAGAAGCCGCUCAGCAAAUUGUACGACUCCCACCUGCAUCUCGUUCGGCGCAGUGGAUUGUACCGUGCCUUAUCUGCUGCGACCAUGCUGGGCUUUCUCUUCUUCGUGGCAUACUCUGCGAACGCCCUCGCAUUCCAUUCAGGCAGCCGAAUGGUAACGGAUCGCAUGCGUUCAGAUGGAGACAAUGCAUCGAAUACAGUGGGCUCUGUGUAUACCGUCAUUUUUCUCCUGCUGGAUGCAUCGUUCGUCGUGGGGCAGAUUGCGCCGUAUUUGCAGACGUUUUCUGCGGCCGGCGGGGCAGGCAGCCAGCUUCUUGAUACCAUUCAGCGUGAAUCGCCGAUUAAUGCGCUGUGUGAGGAUGGCAUUGUCCCACGCAAAGAUACCCAGCCUCUUGGCUUUCGUUUGCGUCAUGUAAGCUUGGCGUAUCCGGCACGACCGAAUGCCCAAGUGCUCGAUGAUUUAGACCUGGAUCUGGAGCCUGGCAAGCGCAUUGGCAUAUGUGGCUUCAGUGGGAGUGGCAAGAGUACGAUUGUGGCCUUGCUGCACCGUUUCUAUGAUCCAAACGACGGCGACAUUACGCUGUAUGAUGGCACGCCGCUGGAUCAGCUGCAGGUCCGCUGGCUUCGCUCACAGCUGGGCCUUGUAGGACAAGAGCCGGUGCUUUUUGACUGUACGGUGCUGGAGAGCAUCGCUCAUGGCCUCGUCGGAAGCCCGAAUCACGACGAUGUACAGGAAGUGAUUCGUUGGCUCGCACGCUUUGCGUUUGAUCACGCCACGAUACCCCCUCAUUGGCAAGAACACUGCCCCCCUGAGCUUCGAUCCUCGCUUUCGCGUCUCAUGUCACUGUGCGAAGAGGCGGCUCGGCUCGCACAUGCACACCAUUUCAUUACAAGGUUGCCGGACGGCUAUGUCUCGCGCGUUGGCGACGCCGGACGGUGCUUGUCGGGUGGUCAGAAGCAGCGCAUUGCCUUGGCGCGGGCCAUUGUCAAGAAGCCGCGCGUCUUGAUUCUCGAUGAGGCCACAGCCGCUCUCGAUUCCCACAGUGAGAUGGCCGUACAGUCCGCCUUUGAUCGCGUGUCGGAGAAUCGCACGACGAUUGCUAUUGCGCAUCGUUUGUCGACCAUCAAGCAUUAUGACAAGAUCGUGGUCAUGUCGCAAGGGCACGUUGUGGAACAGGGCACGCACUCAGAGCUGCUACUGAAGGAUGGCUACUAUGCGAGUCUGGUUCGUGCCCAAAGUGAUGCAUACGAAGAGCCAGAGAAGUCAGAUCCAAGGCAUGACACCGACGAUACCCGUGUCUCCGAGACAUUCUUGGGCGAAAAAGAGGACACAGGUCCUUUUCCGCCUCCGAGUAUGGGCCUGCCUCUACCGACUCAGCCUGUGGUGCCUACCGUGUCACUGGGCGAUGUGGAAGGCGUCAAGACGGAGGAGUCCGUGCCGAAAAAGGUGCAUCUUUCGUACACGCGCUCGUUGGGGCGUCUGAUGCGCUGGGCUCUGUGCAAGUGGCCCUUCGCCUUGGUCGGCUUCUUCGCCUCUGCCAUUAUUGGGGGUGCUUUUUCUGGAGAGGCGGUGCUGUUUGGCCAUGUGAUCGAGGCGCUGAACCCAUGCAAAGCGCCCGGCGAAGUGGAGCAUCAGUCGGAUCGAUUUGCGCGGUACUUUUUUGUGCUGGCGAUCAUUGAGCUGUUUGCCUACUUUGUGAGUGGCUCUGCGUUUGGAUUCGUAUCAGAAUGGCUGCUUUUGCGUAUUCGCAAGCAAGUGUUUCGCGUGCUUGUGACGCAGCCUUUGGCCUGGUUCGAGCGUGAAGAGGCCUCGCCCUCGACGAUGAUGGCGAAUCUGGGCGCCGAUACGAGCAACUUGGGCGGACUGACGGGCACCGUCAUCGGCACCAUCUUUAGUAUUUUGGUCAACUUUGUGGCUGGUAUCACGCUAGCGCACAUUGUGGCGUGGCGGAUCGCCGUCGUGAUUCUGUCCAUGGUGCCGAUUCUGAUCAUGGCGGGAUACCUUCGCCUCAAAGUCAUUGCGGACUUUCAGAGGCGGCAUGAAACGGCCUAUGCGCGGUCCACAGCGAUGGUCAUUGAAGCAGCAUCGUGCAUGCGUACGGUGGCAUCGCUCGGUCGCGAGCGCGACGUGAUCCAGUUGUUUUCGCACAGUCUGGAAAAGCCGUACCGCGAGAGUAUGCGCCAUAUCAUCAUGGGGAAUGCAUGCCUGGCCGUGUCGCUGAGCAUUUCGUACUUUAUUUAUGGCUUUGCCUACUGGUGGGGCUCAAAGAAUGUGGCUGAUGACCGGUUUUCGCAAGUGGCGUUUUUCACCGUACUGCCAGCGCUGCUGUUUUCGGCCCAGUCGUCGGGCCAGCUCCUGGCUUUUGCGCCGGACUUUACGAAGGCGCAGGUGUCUGCUUCGAAUAUAUUUACGCUGCUGGACCAAGCGCACUGCCCGAUAGAGGCGCCGCGCCUUCGUCGGCGCCCGUUGUUGGAUCUCGAGUCGGAAAAGGCGUUGGCCCCUCUCGGUGAGCAUGGCCCCUUGGCUGUGUCGUUCGAGCAUGUGUGGUUUCGGUAUCCAGGCCGCACGGAGCCAGCGCUGCGAGACUUGGUGCUUCACAUCCCCGCCGGGUCGUUUGUGGCGCUGAUUGGCUCGAGUGGGUCGGGGAAGUCGACGGCCAUGAGCCUGAUCGAGGCCUUUUACGAGCCCACGGAUGGCCAAGUGCGCGUGGGAGGAUGCAGCACGACGUCCGUGUCGUCGCGUGCGCUGCACGAGCAUAUGGCGCUGGUGCCGCAGGAAGCUAUGCUCUUUGAUGGCAGUAUUGAAUUCAAUGUGGCACUGGGACUGGCGGAUCCGUUCUCAGCGGCCUGUGUGCGUGAGGAGACGCGGGCUCACCGCGUCAGUCAGAGGCCGCACACGGCGCCUGAUGAACGUGUCGUCCGGGCAUGUGAGGCCGCGCAUAUCCACGAGGCCAUUGCCGCUUUGCCAGACGGAUACGACACCAGCAUUGGUGCAGGAGGCAGCCAGCUGAGCGGCGGUCAAAAGCAGCGCGUGUCGAUUGCACGAGCGCUCGUUCGAGAGCCGCGAUUGCUCUUGCUGGAUGAGUCGACGUCCGCGAUGGACGCGAGUAGUGAGCAAGCGUUCCAGGACACACUGAGCAAGCUGCACGCCUCGCGCAGCUGCACGAUUGUGGCCAUUGCGCACCGCAUGCGGACGAUCCGCUCGGCGGACUGCAUCUUUUUGUUCGAGCACGGCCAUGUGAUUGCGCGCGGCACGCACGAUGAGCUCGUUCAGACGUCGCCGCAAUACCAAGCCAUGAUCUCGCACCAGUCGUUGGGGGCAUGA
Messenger RNA from Malassezia restricta, 4092 nucleotides. RefSeq names its product ABC multidrug transporter. Gene Ontology annotation, molecular function: ABC-type transporter activity; ATP hydrolysis activity; ATP binding. Gene Ontology annotation, biological process: transmembrane transport. Lineage: Eukaryota; Fungi; Basidiomycota; Malasseziomycetes; Malasseziales; Malasseziaceae. Bases 1 to 4092 code for a protein of 1363 amino acids. The transcript has a single exon. Gene Ontology annotation, cellular component: membrane. The record is from RefSeq and is a predicted model, not a curated record.